Striga hermonthica is the source of this 545-nucleotide messenger RNA. NCBI's taxonomy places the organism in Eukaryota, Viridiplantae, Streptophyta, Magnoliopsida, Lamiales, Orobanchaceae. The record is from the annotation of a GenBank genome assembly.
GGCGAGGUUCGAUCCAUCCUAAACCGGGCCAGGACGCUUACACUGCAUUAUUGGCGCCGUCUGUGGGACUUCUUGUUCGAAAAGUUGUGUUUGAAGCUCAGCUAUGGCAGACGGAAUUCCCAGAACCAACUUGCAGUCGACGUUCGAUGACGCUUAGACGACGACCAGACCGAUUGGGCAAGGCCCUCCUCCGGGUUUCUCUGGCACUUCGCAGACGUCGGUUACUCCCACACCCGUCCUUCAAGGUGUGGGAGCAUCGACGGCGGUUCCCGGAGGAGAUGCAAGCUCCAGUCCUGCCUAGGAGGCUCGCGCAGCAGCAGCGGCGGCGAUGCCACCGCCGCCGCCCCAAAACCCAGUGGUGGCGCAACCUCAUGCGUCCCGGUGAGAAAGAGGGUUGUACCUGGGAGAGGCUCAAGGAGCUAAUUCGCGAGAAGUACUAUCCCACUUAUUAUAGAGCAGAGAUGGAGCAUCAGUUUCUGUCGCUCAAGCAGGGUACUCGUUCUGUUGAUGAGUACGAGAGGGAGUUUACUAAACUUGCAGCAUUU